GGCGAUGCAUCAUCGCCGAUUCAUUGGCAAUGGGAUGCAAUGCCAUCGCCCAAAGCACUGUUGCUAAACAGUGAAUGGCUACAACAGAAUAUGAGUCAAAUGUUAAAUAUAUCGGCAGAUAAUUUGACAAAUCUAAUAACGGCCAUACAACGAGAGCACAUUGUUCCCGAACGGGCACCGUUGCCAUUGCUGACCGUAUUGACGGUGUUCUAUUCGUUGAUAUUCGUGGCCGGUGUCCUUGGCAAUUUGAUAACCUGCAUUGUGAUAUCACGCAAUAAAAUUAUGCAUACAGCAACGAAUUUUUAUCUCUUCAAUUUGGCUGUGUCGGAUUUGAUAUUACUAUUAUCGGGUAUGCCACAGGAUUUAUAUAAUCUUUGGUAUCCAUACUCGUAUCCGUUCGAUGAUGUGCUGUGUGUCAUGGAAGGUGUUCUAUCGGAGACAGCUGCCAAUGCAACUGUCUUGACCAUAACGGCAUUUACAGUGGAACGUUAUAUAGCUAUUUGCCAUCCAUUUCGGCAGCACACCAUGUCGAAAUUAUCACGGGCUGUUAAAUUUAUAUUUGCCAUCUGGCUGACCGCGUUUGUAUUGGCCAUGCCACAAGCAAUGCAAUUUUCCGUUGUGGCAUCGUACGGUGGCACCGAGUGUACGAUAAAUAAUGACUUUUUUGCCCAUGUAUUUGCCGUGUCGGGUUUUAUAUUUUUCGGCGGACCCAUGACCGCCAUCUGCGUUUUGUACGUUUUGAUCGGGGUGAAAUUGAAACGUAGCCGUUUAUUGCAGACAGCUCCCCAGCGAUACUAUGUUGUGAAUCGUGGCAUCAGUGCUCAAACGCGAGUAAUAAGAAUGUUAAUUGCUGUUGCAGUGGCCUUUUUCUUGUGUUGGGCGCCAUUUCAUGCUCAACGUUUAAUGGCUGUGUACGGGUCAACAUCUGGCAUACAGUCGGAACUUUUCAACAAUAUCUUUCACAUUUUGGAUUAUACGUCAGGAGUGCUGUACUUUUUGUCCACCUGCAUCAAUCCGCUGCUCUACAAUAUAAUGAGUCAUAAAUUCCGUGAAGCAUUCAAGGUCACACUGGCUCGUCAAUUCUUCUCGGGCAGCAAAAAUCAGACACAAAAUCACAAUUACAGUGCACUGCUAAGGCACGGCAAUGGCUCACUACGUCUACAUCAUACCACGGAUAGCAUAAGGACCACAACAACAACGACGACCAUUAACAGCGGCAGCGGCGGAGGUGGGGGUGCAGUAGGCAGUGCCGGUAACUCGAUGCUGAACGGUUCGAGGGGCACAGGAACGGACAGUGCCACAUCCACGCUGAAGGGAACACAUCAUUGCAGUACCGCCCGGAAUUCCCAGUAUCGAGGACGUUGCAUGUCUAUGGGUUCCCAGUCAACAUUGGCCGCCAAUACUCCCGGCCCAGGUCAUCGUAUGCUGCAGACCCAAAUAUCUCAGCUAUCUUCGGUGGGUGAUGCCAACUCCCUUAUGGAAUGUGAUAUUGGUACCGGUUCCGGUGGUGGUGGUGGCGGCAAUUGUCGCCUUAAAGGUAUGCGCCGCCAGAGAUCACGGGGUGCCGACGAAUGCAUCUCCAUCGAUUCCACGUCACAAGCCAAUGUCCAGCUGUGGCGUGACGAUAAAAAACGUAACUCCAACAUGCAUGAAACAGAGUUAUACUCCAAACCCAUGGGUCCCCACAUAAUGGCUGCCACAAUGGUGGCCACCCAACCCAUACAGCCCAUGAAUUCCAUUGCAGAAUUGAGUAUAGAACGACCUAGUCGUUCUCGGCUCAAGCUAUCACGCAUCAUUACACGGCGUCACGAUGACGCCUUCGUUGUACAAUCCAUGCCUCGCGUAGAACUCAUGAAACCAUCAACCCCUCAUCACUAUCACAAAGAUCGUUCGUCGUCCAAGACCCUCAACUCUCUGGCGGAGAAAUUCAAGUGGCGAACGAAGCGAAAACCGGCCAACAAACAUCACAUUUCCUACUGUAGCAACAGCAACAACACCAAAGGCUCUUACGAUACAAUCGAAGCUCUAGAUGAGGCCAAUAAACCUGCCACAGCUCUAAUGAAGGUGGUAUACAGCGCAGCACCACCUCAGCAUCAAGUUCUGGAAUCGGAACUUGCCCUAAAUCAUCAUUCGGAAUCAUCGUUGGGCUAUCGUUCGCCGCAUGCCUUAUGA
Molecule: messenger RNA, 2172 nt
Organism: Musca vetustissima
Lineage: Eukaryota; Metazoa; Arthropoda; Insecta; Diptera; Muscidae
Gene: PK2-R2
Product: neuropeptide CCHamide-2 receptor
Exons: 7
Coding region: 40-2172 (710 amino acids)
Biological process (GO): neuropeptide signaling pathway
Cellular component (GO): plasma membrane
Molecular function (GO): neuropeptide receptor activity
Source: RefSeq, a predicted model, not a curated record